Seminavis robusta is the source of this 720-nucleotide messenger RNA. The record is from the annotation of a GenBank genome assembly. Lineage: Eukaryota; Bacillariophyta; Bacillariophyceae; Naviculales; Naviculaceae.
AUGACAACAACCACAAGCGAAGCUGUUUUCCUGUGGAUCAGUGGUCAGAGUGGAGCUGGGAAAACGACACUUGGUACCAAUUUGUCCGACCACUAUGGUUUUGUGCAUUUUGAUGGAGACGUCUUCUACCAAGGUGGCGAUCCCAUUGCCGACGCAGGCAUCUACAAGCAACACACAGACCGACCAGAAGAACUCAAGCAAAAGUGGUCGCUGGUGUCCGAGAACUUUGGGGCAUUGUUUACGGGUGCACUAGUCCCAGUAGAGGAUUGGGCUGAUUCCAUGGAGUGUUUGGUCCAAGCGGUAGCUCAAGCCGUGUCGAAGCAACCAAAUCCCAUCCGAUUCGCCGUCAGUUUUGCCGUCUACCCGCGUUCGGUUCGCCAAUGGAUCGAAGAGCGACUGCUGUCCUUGACGGGGAAACAGAUCCAAUUUGUGGUCUUGUACGAUGCCGAAAAAGCAGCACCCAGACGCAAACUGGAACAAACAAAAGAGGUGGCGAAAUCGCAAGGCAAGAGUUUGGAAGAGUUUUGGAAAUCCCAUGGCAAGCCCGAUGGGAGCGAGGAAGCUGUUCUCAGAGAACUUUCCAUGGUGCAACGUGGCUUUGAGCCUGGCGUAGAAGAACAAGGGGAGAUGGCAAUCCGAAUAGUCGCUGCACACGACACAAACACAGUACUGGAUAGCGUAGUCCAACGACUCGGGUUGAAAAAAAAACAAUCUUCUUAG